AUGACCAGUUGUGGCCAGCAGCCCUUGAACGUGCUCGCCGUCCUCUCAUUGCUGAUUUCUGCAGUCUUGUCCGCGCAUUUCCGGGUCUGUGAGCCGUACACAGACCACAAAGGCCGCUACCACUUUGGCUUCCACUGCCCCCGGCUCUCGGACAACAAAACCUUCAUCCUCUGCUGCCACCAUAACAACACAGUUUUCAAAUACUGCUGCAACGAGACAGAGUUCCAGGCGGUGAUGCAGGCGAACCUCACGGCCGGCUCCGAGGGUUACACGCACAACAACUACACCGCUUUGCUGGGAGUGUGGAUCUACGGCUUCUUCGUGCUGAUGCUGCUGGUCCUGGAUCUUUUGUAUUACUCGGCCAUGAACUACGACGUCUGCAAGGUUUACCUGGCGCGGUGGGGCAUCCACGGACGGUGGAUGAAACAGGACCCCCGGCGCUGGGGGAACCCUGCCCGGGCCCCCCGGCCAGGGCAGCCGGCCCCGCAGCCCCAGCCUCCCCCAGGCCCCCUGCCGCAAGCCCCCCAGGCCGUGCACACGCUGCAGAGAGACAGCCACACCCCGCCGCUGAUGACUUUCCAGAGCUCGUCCGCCUGGUGA
This is a messenger RNA of Budorcas taxicolor (takin), 600 nucleotides long. It is a transcript of the gene SHISAL1, whose product is annotated as shisa like 1. The record is from RefSeq and is a predicted model, not a curated record. NCBI's taxonomy places the organism in Eukaryota, Metazoa, Chordata, Mammalia, Artiodactyla, Bovidae. Bases 1 to 600 code for a protein of 199 amino acids. The transcript is spliced from 3 exons.